Messenger RNA from Colletotrichum higginsianum IMI 349063, 1056 nucleotides. RefSeq lists its product as uncharacterized. The transcript has a single exon. The record is from RefSeq and is a predicted model, not a curated record. Bases 1 to 1056 code for a protein of 351 amino acids. NCBI's taxonomy places the organism in Eukaryota, Fungi, Ascomycota, Sordariomycetes, Glomerellales, Glomerellaceae.
AUGGCCGUGAUUCCCAGCAGUAUCAUCAUCACCGCCGCAACAGGCUCCGUUGGAUGCCGCCUAAUCCCCCUUAUCCUCUCGUUGUCCCAUUCCCAUCCCAUCAAGCUCGUUCUACCCACAAGGAACCCCGACCACGUGGCCGAGCUGAUUGCUUCUACUACCAGCUCUACAAAGCCUAGCCCUUACAUAACAACAGUUGUCGAGCAGGGCGACAUAGCCGACCCAGUAUGGCUUGGCGAACUCAUAGCCUUGCACAAGGUGGACACCGUGUUCCUCAACGUCUCUGGGGCGAACGAGCUCACCGUCGGCCUGAACACCUUUGAUCUUUGCUCCCUUCCGGGAUCGAGCGUGCGCCACGUUGUGUAUCUAUCCAUGGCCGGGGACUUUACCGCCCGCAGCGUCGUAAAGGACGGGGCAAUCCGACGGGUUCGUGCGGCGCAUGUGGCUGUCAAGUUUGCCUUGGAGCAGUUCCUUCUAUACGAUGGUCACUCAACCGACGAGGGAAUGGAACUACCUUUCACCUGGACCAUCCUCGGUCCCGUCAUGUCCAACGACAACGACCUCCGUGGAAAGCAGAUGAUGCUGCGGCACGGCGUGUUCCCAUCUCCGCUGCCGAGCGGCUCGAGACCCGGGCUGCCCAAGGUCGACGUCGCGGACAUUGCACUGGGGGCGUGGCGGGCCAUUGAGGACCAAGGCCGACGCUUUUACAAGCGGAAGGUCACGAUCGGGACGAGAGAGGGAUACAGAGCAGAGGAGACGGAGAGACUUUGGAGCGCAGCUCUGGGCCGGCCGAUCAAGUCGCGAGUCGCCACCUGCAAGGAGGACCUCGACGAUUAUGAGUUUGAGCUUGUCGAUCAUGGAAAGUUGACGCCUGGUUUUGCUCGUGACUUGAGACUCAUGAUGGAGUCGAUGGGUACUAGGUUCUGCAUGCGAGGGCUGACGGACCAAGAGUAUCAGCUGCAGCUUGACUUGCUGGGGAGAGAACCUCGGAGCUACGAGGCAUUCGUCACUGAGACUGCAAAGAAGUGGUUGCAGGAGGAGAGUCACGUAGGUUAA